Molecule: messenger RNA, 2588 nt
Organism: Hipposideros armiger (great roundleaf bat)
Lineage: Eukaryota; Metazoa; Chordata; Mammalia; Chiroptera; Hipposideridae
Product: centrin-4-like
Exons: 5
Coding region: 104-610 (168 amino acids)
Cellular component (GO): myosin II complex
Molecular function (GO): calcium ion binding
Source: RefSeq, a predicted model, not a curated record
GCGGCCUUAGCAACGGCUUCCGAGCCUCGGUGAAGGCCACCGUUGGGCUGCACGGCGGGCGGGUGAGGACCUGGGCUCCCGGCCGAGGACGCCGGUGGGCGACAUGGCAUCCAAUGACUGCACAAAUUCAGACCAAUGGAAGACAAGUGCUGCAAAAACUGAAUUGAAUGAAACCCAAAACCAAGAAAUUAAAGAGGCCUUUGAGUUAUUCGAUGUUGAUGGGUCUGGAACCAUAAAUGUGAAAGAACUGAAGAUUGCAAUGCGGGCCUUAGGAUUUGAACCAAAGAAAGAAGAAAUUAAAAAACUGAUAGCUGCAAUCGACAAAGAAGGAACUGGCAUCAUUAGUUUUGAAGACUUUUUUGCCAUAAUGAGUAUAAAAAUGAGUGAAAAAGAUGAAAAGGAGGAAAUACUGAAGGCUUUCAAAUUAUUUGAUGACGACGACACUGGAAGCAUAACACUAAACAAUAUCAAGAAGGUUGCUAAGGAACUAGGGGAAAAUUUAACAGAUGAUGACCUUCAGGAAAUGCUUGAUGAAGCUGACCGCGAUAGGGAUGGAGAAAUAAAUGAGGAAGAAUUUUUGAGAAUGAUGCAAAAGACCAGUCUUUAUUAAUACUGUUUUUUGUUCCUUCUUGAAGUUAACAAAUUUGUAUUUGUUAUACAGUUCCAUAAUAUCUGAAUAUUCAUUUUCAAUUUUCAGUAUUUAUGUGCAUAAAUUGGUCUCUUGAUGUCUAAUCCAUGUGAGAAGUUAAAUUUACCACAUCAAGAAACAAAGAAAAUGUAAUGACUUCCUUGAACCAUGAAUCCAAGAACAGUAUUAAUUCCAACUGCUAUUAUUUUUCGAGCCCAGAGCCCAAAAACUUAGAAUUUUUUUAAGUUUAAUGAAAUUGGCCCCACAGGCAAAUCUAUUUGGUAAACAAGCCAUUAGUUUCCCUAUUAUUUUCCUUUUGUGCAACUCUUUAAAAACAGAUGAACAUUUGCUUUUUCUUCAGUUAUUCAAAUAUGUAAAGUAUUAAAUAAAACCGUUUGGCAACUAUGUUAUUUGCUAAUUUUCUUCCUAUAAAUCAAAACAGCACUUGUAUCACUCAGCUUUCCCUGUAAGUUUUACCCUAUAAGUUAGCAUUUAUUUAGUACUAAUAUCCUACGACAGGUGCUGGGAAUUUUCCCUGUUAUCUCAGUUAAUAUAUUACAACUUGGUAGUAUUAGCUCCAUCUGACUACAUAUGAGGAAACAAAAGUUCAGAGAAGUUAAAUUUAAAAAUUGCUCAAUUGCUCAUAGAUUCUAAAUAAAACAUGGAUUCUAAAUCUUGUAUCCUGACUCUUCAUUAGGCUGCCUCCCUAUGGAUAAAAUCUCUCAGGAUAAGUAUAUUUUCUAACUCAUUUAAUUCUAUGACUCUUGUAAUUUAAUUUUGUUUUCUAUGAAAGAGCCAAUCUGUUGGGAGAGGCAGUCUCCUGUGUGCAGUCUUUUGACCCCCAUUGGGCCACAUAUGAAUGGGCUCUGGGCCUGGACCACAUCCUUACCAAGAGAGAGCAUCCUCUCACCUUGGUUGGGAAUCUCUCGCCCUGUCUCAGACUCAAUGUACUUCCUUGUUCUACUUAUGCAUGUCAUACGGUGCCUGGCCCGCCCCACGGCUCUAUCUGUCCCCUUCAGAGGAAGGACGGGGUCCUGCUGCUGCACAGCAGGGGUGUGGGCAGUCCAACUGCCCCUUGUAAGCUUCUGGAAGGGACCUGGGAAGGGACCAUGGGAAACCCGACGCUCACUGCUGAAGCUGAUUCUGCUCUGCCUCUUGCCUAUGUGAGGAAUGCACUGUUCCAUCGAGUCCUGGGCUGCACUGUGCAUUCCUUGGCGGCUCUGGUACCAAGAUGCAUGGGCAAAAGCAGACUGACGACACGCAACAGAUAACGGGCAACAAAUUCUUCCUAAAUCCAAGUGAUGGUCUUUGGAGCAACAAGGAUUGUGGAAAAUGGAACUUUAAUUGCCCCACCGGGUUCAUGUUUAGCUCAGCUAAAAUAAAGACUGAAGUUUUCAUCAACACAAGAGAGGGUUUGUUAUUUGAUUGCAGCUAGAACGGCAUGUGCUCAGAACAUUCUUAAGUGUUUCACAAUAUCUUUAGUUCCUAAUUAUGUAGCAUUUUCUCCUAGACUGAAAAAAACAAUACCUACUAAACAUGGGUCAUCUGUGAAAAUUAUGGCCUUUAAGUUGUUAAAAGAUUUCUAUUUGUAAGAGGGCAACACACUUAAAAACACACACGAACAAGUUCAAAAGAGUUCUAAAGAAAAGGCUCCUUCCCAUUCGAGCCCCCGUUCUCUCCUUAGACAAUUAUUUCACCAGCAUUUUCACCAGAAUUGCAGAGAAUGCAUGUACAUGCAAAUAUAUCUGUAGAAUUAAUUCUUACAAGUGAAAUAGUUGGGUCAAAAGCUAUACGCAUUUUAAUUUAAGCAGUUUUAUUUUGAUAAUUGCCUUCUAAAUUUUUGCCAAAUUACAUUUCCAACAGUAUAUGAAAUGCCCAUUCUUUGAUAAGUUAUUACCAGACUUUUGACUUCUGCCAGUCUGACAAGGUGCAAGUCAUAUCUCACUGUAUUGGGUUGUCA